This is a messenger RNA of Fonsecaea multimorphosa CBS 102226, 1314 nucleotides long. RefSeq lists its product as uncharacterized. The transcript has 6 exons. The coding region runs from base 1 to 1314 and encodes 437 amino acids. The record is from RefSeq and is a predicted model, not a curated record. Lineage: Eukaryota; Fungi; Ascomycota; Eurotiomycetes; Chaetothyriales; Herpotrichiellaceae.
AUGACACCGCUGACACUAGUUAUGCUGGCCGACCAGGCUUUGACGCACUCUGUGGCGCUAUAUUUUCAUUACGAUCAACUCUCCAAAGCGGCGGGGACCUUCUCAAACGAAGUACGACAACUCCACAAGCGAAGCACUCGCGUUUCGCUCUCCCUGUGUAUCUUCGGCGAGCUUUUGCGUGGCGAUGGAGCCCGUGUCCUCGACACUAAUAAUCUAAAAAGCAAGAAUGUACAGGAGGUGGUUGAUGAGGCAUCCACGGCUCUAUUUGAGGCUGCUCAUGAUAUUCAAAGGCUCAAGAUCGCUCACAACACUCGGGAGACCCAGGAGACGACCAUCACAAAAGUUUGGGACGGGCUUAAAUCAUACGUCGGCUACACUCUCUCCCCUGCAGAGAAAGAACAGGCCAUGAUUGCGAUUUUAUCAUCCAAACUCGACGACGCGGAAUAUGAUCUCGCCAACCUCAACCACAUAGUCACAGCUACCAUCGCUAGGAUGGUCAGCGAGCUUCUCGAUCGGGAGCGGCAGCCGAGCCCAACAAAGCUUUUCAGGGCAUUCUGGACCCGAAAGCAGCGAGUACCCCCAGCUCUGUCUAGUGUUGUGAAUCUGAGUCGCCGUGAAGCCAAAGCUUGGGUCGAGACUUUGUGUGCCAAAGACGAGACCUACCGCUGUUUCCUCGGCGACACUAAGGUCGUGGUCCUACUCGGAGAGAUCUCAGAUGUGAACGAAAUAGUCGCCUUCCUUCUUUGGAACGUGGGACAGCAUCCCGAACUUUACAAGUUGGACAAAACGCGCCAGCUCCUAACAUACCCUCGAGGCAGCCGCAAGGAUGUUACCGUCCUUGUCUCCGAGGCACCUCAAGAUGGCUGUGACCGAGUGUCUCUCAGGUUCCUCAAUCGAGAAGGCAAGUCUCAUGACUCUGACUCAGUCUUAUUCCUGGAGAUAGGGAUAACGGUUCUUCAGAUGCCCUCGCAAGGCCAGCACCACAUCAAAUACAUUGCGGAAGUACUGGAGCUGCACCCGGACUGGUAUCGUCGCCGUGAUCGUAUUUUGUUUCUAUGGCCCGAUCAAGGCCCCGGGUUCAUGUUUCAAGAUCCGGGCAAUGUGAGCUACAAGGCCGGUGAUUAUUCGGUGUCGUUUUAUGGCGCAAAAAUGACCGUCAUGAAAGACGGUAUGGGCCAUCGGCGCCGCCAGAGUCUGCGGUAUAGCAACUACGACGAUCGUCGAGGAGGAGACUUCAAGAUUCGGUUCGGGACCUCUGAUCACGCAGCGAAAGUGUACAGUCUCCUCAGGAGUAGUACGACGGCCGACAACUAG